This is a messenger RNA of Chelmon rostratus (copperband butterflyfish), 6787 nucleotides long. Its product is annotated as unconventional myosin-Va-like. Gene Ontology annotation, molecular function: actin filament binding; ATP binding; microfilament motor activity. Bases 110 to 5575 code for a protein of 1821 amino acids. The record is from RefSeq and is a predicted model, not a curated record. The transcript has 40 exons. Gene Ontology annotation, biological process: actin filament organization; vesicle transport along actin filament. Gene Ontology annotation, cellular component: cytoplasm; vesicle; myosin complex. Lineage: Eukaryota; Metazoa; Chordata; Actinopteri; Chaetodontiformes; Chaetodontidae.
GCUCAGGAGAGGAGCUCAGAAAAGUUCGUGUUUACCUCGUGGAGUCCGUAACAUGUUUAACCAUCUUUCUGUCGGCGGAGAAAGUUUCCGAGGGAGCGAACUGUGAGACAUGGCAGCCUCUGAACUUUACUCCAAGCAUGCCCGUGUAUGGCUCCCAGAUGCAGCAGAAGUGUGGAAGUCAGCAGAGCUUAUCAAAGAUUACACUCCUGGCGACUUGACGCUGACUGUGCAGCUGGAUGAUGGCACGGAGGUGGAAUACAAAAUAGACCCCCGAACCAACAUCCUGCCGCCACUAAGAAACCCUGACAUCCUGGUGGGGGAAAAUGACCUCACGGCUCUCAGCUACCUCCACGAGCCUGCAGUGCUACACAACCUUAAAGUGCGCUUUAUGGACUCCAGGUUGAUUUACACAUACUGUGGAAUUGUCCUGGUUGCCAUCAAUCCUUAUGAGAGCCUGCCUAUCUAUGAAGCUGACAUCAUCAGUGCCUACAGUGGGCAAAACAUGGGAGACAUGGAUCCCCAUAUAUUUGCAGUAGCAGAGGAAGCAUACAAACAGAUGGCCAGAGAUGAAAGAAACCAGUCCAUUAUAGUGAGUGGUGAGUCUGGAGCUGGCAAGACCGUCUCUGCUAAGUAUGCCAUGCGUUUUUUUGCCACAGUCAGCUGCUCCUCUGGUGAGGCCAAUGUUGAGGAGAAAGUCCUUGCCUCCAGCCCCAUCAUGGAGGCCCUUGGGAAUGCCAAGACAACAAGGAAUGACAACAGCAGUCGCUUUGGGAAGUACAUUGAGAUUGGGUUUGACAAGAAGCAUUGUAUAAUUGGGGCUAACAUGAGAACCUACUUACUGGAAAAGUCUAGAGUUGUGUUUCAGGCCCAUGGAGAAAGGAACUACCAUAUAUUCUACCAGCUUUGUGCCUCUUCACAUUUACCAGAGUUCAAAGCCUUCAAGUUAGGUUGCGCAGAUGACUUCCACUGUACUAACCAGGGUCAGAACCCCGUAAUAGAUGGAGUGGAUGAUGCCAAAGAGAUGUGUGAUACCAGGAGGGCUUUCUCACUGUUAGGAAUCAAUGAAAGUGAUCAAAUGGCAAUUUACCAAAUUCUGGCUGCUAUUCUCCAUCUUAGCAACGUGGACGUGAAAGAUCAGUCAGCAGACAGAAGCAGCAUUUUGCCAGGUAAUGUCCAUCUGAUGGUGUUUUGUGAGUUGAUGGGGGUCUCCUGUGAAGAAAUGGCCCACUGGUUAUGUCACAGAAAACUCAAGACGACCACAGAAACCUAUGUCAAGUCUGUCUCCAAAACGAGUGCAGUCAAUGGCAGAGAUGCUCUAGCCAAACACAUCUAUGCCAGACUCUUCAGCUGGAUUGUGGACAGUAUUAACAGUUCCUUAAAAUCUACAACGAAACAACACUCCUUCAUUGGUGUGCUCGACAUUUACGGGUUUGAAACAUUUGAUGUCAACAGCUUUGAACAGUUUUGCAUCAAUUACGCCAAUGAAAAGCUUCAACAGCAGUUCAACCAGCAUGUCUUCAAACUGGAGCAAGAGGAGUACAUGAAAGAGGAGAUCCCCUGGACAUUGAUUGACUUCUACGAUAACCAGCCGUGCAUUAAUCUUAUUGAGGCCAAGCUGGGUGUCCUGGACCUUCUGGAUGAAGAGUGCAAGAUGCCCAAAGGCUCUGAUGACUCAUGGGCCCAGAAACUGUACAACACUCUCCUGAAGCAGAAUGCUCACUUUGAUAAACCCAGGUUAUCAAAUAGAGCUUUCAUCAUCCACCACUUUGCAGACAAGGUGGAGUACCAGUGUGAGGGUUUCCUGGAGAAAAACAAGGACACAGUCAAUGAGGAGCAGAUAAAUGUGCUGAAAAAUAGCAAGUUUGAUUUGCUGCUGAAGCUGUUCGCGGAUGAUGAGAAGGCACAGAGCUCUGCUAACAAGCGCACCAGUGUCAUUGGAAGAGCUGGUCAGGCUCAGAGGGAUAAUAAGAAGACGGUUGGGCUGCAGUUUCGACAGUCUCUGCAUUUGCUGAUGGACACACUAAAUGCUACAACUCCUCACUACGUACGCUGCAUCAAGCCAAAUGACGAUAAAACUUCGUUCACCCUGGACCCUGUGAGGACGGUGCAGCAGCUUCGAGCAUGUGGCAUACUCGAAACAAUCCGGAUCUCAGCAGCCGGCUUUCCAUCUAGAUGGACUUAUCAGGAAUUCUUUAGCCGUUACCGGGUCCUCAUGAAGCAAAAGGAUGUGCUUCCUGAUAGGAAACAAACCUGCAAAAAUCUCCUGGAAAAACUUAUAAAGGAUCGGGAUAAGUAUCAGUUUGGCAAAAACAAGAUCUUCUUCAGGGCUGGUCAGGUGGCUUACCUGGAGAAGCUGCGCUCCGACAAGCUGCGCAUGGCUUGUGUCCGCAUCCAGAAGACUAUCCGCUGCUGGCUGGCCCGCAAAAAGUUCCUGAGGAUGAGGGAAUCUGCUAUCACCGUACAGAGAUAUGUACGGGGUCACCAGGCACGCUGUUAUGUUAAGUUUCUGCGAAGAACCAGAGCAGCUGUUGUCAUUCAGCGAAAUGUGCGUAUGUGGGCGGCCAGGAGACGCUACCAGCAGCAGCGCUCUGCAGCUAUCUCUAUUCAGUGCUUCUUGAGGGCCUACAUGGCUAAGAAGCAGUACUAUAAGUUGAUGUUUGAGCAAAAGGCUGUGGUCAUCCAGAAAUGGAUGAGGGGCUGGCUGGCUAGGCAGCAUUACAGACGCACCCUGGCUGCCAUCACCCUGCUGCAGAGCUGUGUACGUCGCAUGAGGGCCAAGAAGGAAUUAAAGAAGCUGAAAGUGGAGGCGCGCUCUGUUGAGCACUUCAAGAAGCUCAAUGUUGGUAUGGAAAACAAGAUAAUGCAGUUGCAACACAAGAUAAAUGAGCAGCAUAAAGAAAACAGAGAGCUCAGUGAGAGGCUGAAUAUUGUGGAGAAGAACCAUUCUGUGGAGAGAGAGAAGCAGAGCAGAGAGAUCAAAAACCUACUUAGAUCAGAGCAGGAGGCCAGAGCCAAGGCAGAGACACUUCCCUCGCUGCUGGAACAGCUCUCCUUCCUUCAGCAUGAGCUGGAAAACACCCGCAGGGAGAAAGAAGACCUGGAAGAGCAGACAAAGGUCUAUAAGGAGCAGACACAACAGGUGGUAGAGGAGCUUAAUAUGAAGAACGGCUUGUUGAACAGCGAGAAAGAUGAAAUGAGUAAAAUAAUCCUGGAACAAGCCCAACAGUUAACAGAUGUUAAAACCAACAUUGAGAACAUAAAACAGAUGGAUAAGGACUUAACUGAAGAACGCUCUCGCUACCAAAAUCUGCUGAGUGAACACCUGCAUCUGGAGGAGCGGCACAGAGACCUGAAGGAAGAGAUGAAUCUGAGCAUUAGUUCAAGCAAAUCUGGUCACAAGAGGACAGACUCCAAUUACAGCAGUAACUCAUCUGAGUUUAGUCUGAGCUUAGGCUCUUCUGAGGGAGAAGACAGCUCUAUACAAACAGAGGAUGAAACCCAGUCAACAGUGGACCUGCCAGUCCUUCUAAAACUCCAGAGACGAGUAAAGGACCUUGAGCAGGACAAACAGACGCUAUGGCAGCAACUGGAUAGAAAAGAAGAAGCCCAACAAGAAAAUGCAAAACAGGUGGAGGAGCAGACAACUGCUUGUAGAGCAGAACUGGACUUGGAAAAACUGAAGCGGCAGGAACUGGAGUCUGAGAACAAGAAGCUGAAGCAGGAUCUAACUGAGCUGCGAAAGUCUCUGACCAAUGAGGACAGUGAAUUGAUGCCCCCUGCCCCGGGCUCGCUGCCCUACAGCAUACUGCUGGAUCAACUCAGCUCUUCCAAUGAUGAGCUGGAGAUGCGAAAAGAAGAAGUGCUGCUCCUCCGCUCACACAUGGUCCGCCAAGAGGCCCUUAAACAUAAGGACUCAGCGCUCGGGGAAGGUGUUAAAUUAGAUCUUGAAAUUCCUUCAUUUCAAGAUGUUGACAGAUCCACUGACAUCCAUACACUGAAUGAAGAUGGAGAGUUGUGGCUGGCUUAUGAAGGCUUGAAAGAGACCAAUAGACUUCUGGAGUUCCAGAUGCAGGAGCAGGAACGUGUUCACAAUGAGAAGUAUAGGGAGCUGCUUGAGGAGGUGAACAAGUUGAAGAAUGAGAAGGAGCAGCAGCAGAAGCUGCUGGCCCAGAGCCUCUUCCUGUCUGAAGAUGCCCGCAUUGAGGCCAGCCUGAAGCAUGAGAUCACACGGCUGACCAAUGAAAACCUGGAGCUUUUGGAGCAGCAAGAGAAACAAGACAAAACCAUGCGCAAGUUGAAAAAACAGCUUAAACUUUACAUCCAAAAAGUUGAAGAUUUUGAAGCGAGUGCUCAGCAAAAGAAUAAUGCCUCUUUGAUGAACGCUCCUGUAAGAGCGGUGAACAUCACUCGCAAGGAGAAAGAAUACCAGGGCAUGUUGGAGUACAAGGAGGGCGACGAGAGCCGCUUGCUUAAGAAUGUGGUCAUAGAUCUGAAGCCUCGUGGGGUAGCAGUCAGCUUCAUUCCUGGACUUCCAGCUUAUAUCAUCUUCAUGUGCCUACGAUAUGCAGACAGUGUGAAUAAUGACCAGAGAGUCAGCGCUCUGCUCAAUUCCACCAUCAGUAGCAUCAAAGGGGUCAUUAAGAGGAGAGGUAAUGAUUUUGAAGUGGUGUCCUUCUGGCUGGCCAACACGUGCAGAUUAAUGCACUGUCUGAAGCAGUACAGUGGAGAUGAGGUCAUCAUGACACGCAACACUGCCAAGCAGAAUGAGCACUGCCUGGCCAACUUUGAACUGUCAGAGUACCAGCAGGUUUUUGGUGAUCUAGCCAUCCAAAUAUACCGCCAGCUCAUCAAAUGCGUGGAGAGCGUCCUGCAGCCUCUGACUGUGGCAAGCAUGCUGGAGCAUGAGGCCAUCCAGGGCGUUUUGGGGUCCAAACCGACGGGCCUGCGAAAGAGAAGCACCAGUUUCCCAGAGGAGGGAGCUGUGACAGUGGAAGUCCUCCUGCAGCGUCUUGGCCACUUCCACACCACCAUGAGUCAGCAUGGGAUGGAUCCAGACCUCAUUAACCAGGUGGUCAAGCAGCAGUUUUACAUCAUCUGUGCCAUCACACUCAACCACCUGCUACUGCGGAAGGACAUGUGCUCCUGGAGCAAAGGCCUGCAGAUCAGGUACAAUGUUUGGCAGCUGGAGGAGUGGCUGACGGAGAGGGAGCUGGCAGACUGCGGUGCCAAGGAGACUCUGGAGCCUCUCAUACAGGCUGCACAGCUUCUGCAGAUCAAGAAGAAGACUGAGGCAGACGCCCAAGCUAUUUGCAACAUGUGUACCGCCCUCACCACAGCACAGAUUGUGAAAGUGUUGACCUUGUACACCCCAGUGAUUGAAUUUGAAGAGCGAGUGUCAACCAGUUUCAUCACAACUAUUAAAAACCUUUUGAAAGACAGAGUUGAGUCAUCCACCUUGAUGAUGGAUGCCAAGAAGAUCUUUUCCGUCACUCUCGCCUUCACACCCUCCUCUGUGGCUCUGGAGACCAUCCAGAUCCCUGCGAGCCUCAAUCUGGGCUUCCUCACCCGCAUCUAGACCAGUGGCCUCUGGCACUUAGAUUUUGUUCCCUGUUUACCAAAGUAAAAACAGUAAAGACUGUUUUUUGUUUGUUUUUUUACCAAAGUUUGUACCAGUUCACUAUCACUGAUUAUUGCAGUACUGCAGCAGAGUAAGGUGUUUACAUGUUUUUUUAUGUAUGAGCUUCUCAGCACUACAUAGCCAAACAGUAAUAACUCUGAAUAAUGAAUCUGCAAAAAGCCUUUAAAGGUCACCUCUUGCUACACCUAAUGUGUUGCUGAUACAGAUGUAUAGUAUAUUGUGAACUCAUGGGUUCAUAAAAGCAUUGAUGGGAAUGUUUUUUCUGAAUAUAUCUAAACUCAUGUAAGGAAUUUUGACUUUUCAGAUCAUAUCAUCUGCAAGUUUCUGAUUAUGGGGUUAGAUAAACAUAUCCUGGUAACUAUGCAUUGGGAUGUUACGGUUGACAAAUCUUUUAAAUAAUAUGGAUAGUCAUGUGUAGUGUUAAAACAUUAAUGUGCAUCUGUUUUAGAUGUUGAAAAAAGUCUCAAGAUGAAAUUCAUGAGCUUCAUGUCUGUAACUUUCUAUUUGUGUCAUAUAUCAGGUGAUGUUACAGUAUUUAUAUCAACGUGAAGGAGCAGAAAAGAUUUCAAGUAUGUAUUUAAUGAGUCUUAAUGUUGUCAGUCAUAUUAAAGGCCGGCCUUUCAGUUAGAAGGUUUGAUUUACUUAAAAAUACUGCACAAAGAGUUUCACUACCUCUAGGUUUUAUGGAUGUUGUAUCUCAUGCUUUUUCUCUAUUUUGGUCUUUUUAUUCCCCCCAAAGUGGGGUCUUUUAAUCCCCAAGAAAGUAUAGAACAUUUCUGUUAUAUUUAGUGUUCUUUUUCUUGGCACUGACACAAUCACUGUUGUAAUACAUAGUUAUGUAAUAAGGUGGAAAAUAGUAUCUAACAGUAGAUAUCCUUCAUGGAAUGAAUGGAAUGCCAUUUGUCAGAAUCCCAUAACCCUCGUCUAUCGGGGAACAGACUUGACAUGAACUUGAUCCAGAAGACCUCUAAACAGAUCUGUUUGAGAGUCCUUCAAGUGGAAAAGUUUGGGGAUCUCUGAAUUAAUUUGCAUUUAGAAAUGUGCAUUUACUGGUAUGUGAUGUACCUGAACCUUCCACGCUCACCUUUCUGUGCUGCCUCAGGAUGUUAUCUUUGUGCUCUGUAUUAGUAAAUGCUUAACAUAUAAAAA